CUGCACCUUUACAACCUACCCUCACCUCUGCCCUCACUCUCACUCUCGACAUGCAAUCCGACUUCGAGCAGAUGCUGGCCCAAGCUGGUGGCCGUGGCCAAGGCGGAGAAGCGUCUGUUCCGGACAACGGGGAGACGAUCCACAUUUCCUCACUGGCACUCCUCAAGAUGCUCAAGCAUGGGCGCGCCGGUGUGCCUAUGGAAGUCAUGGGGUUGAUGCUCGGAGACUUCGUGGACGAAUACACAGUUCAGGUUAUCGAUGUCUUUGCGAUGCCUCAAUCAGGAACAUCAGUAUCGGUUGAGUCCGUAGACCAUGUCUUCCAGACCAAGAUGGUUGAUAUGUUGAAGCAAACAGGGCGGUCGGAGACGGUCGUUGGCUGGUACCACUCGCAUCCGGGCUUCGGAUGCUGGUUGUCUAGUGUCGACAUUAACACCCAACAGUCAUUCGAGCAACUAGAUCCCCGAUCGGUCGCUGUCGUCGUCGAUCCCAUUCAAUCGGUGAAGGGGAAGGUCGUGAUAGAUGCUUUCCGGCUCAUUAACCCCGCUACGGUCCUUCAAGGCCAAGAGCCCAGACAGACGACUUCGAACAUCGGGCACAUCAACAAACCAUCAAUACAAGCCCUCAUCCACGGGCUCAACCGGCACUACUACUCAAUUGCCGUUGAUUAUCGGAAGUCAGAGCUUGAGCAAUCGAUGCUCAUGAACCUUCACAAACGCAAUUGGACCGAAGGGCUGACGCUUCGUGACUUCAAGGGGCAUAAGGAGGCCAACGAGAAAUCAAUCAAGUCCAUGUUGAGCCUCUCGGCCGCAUAUAACAAGUCGGUGCAAGAGGAGUCCACUCUUACUGCAGACCAGUUGAAGACGCGGCACGUCGGCAAGCAGGAUCCGAAGCGACAUCUAGAGGAACAGGUAGAGAAGGCUAUAGGUGACCAGGUGGUUCAGAACCUCGGAACCAUGUUGCUAGCUGAGCUGUAGACGUUACCUUGGACUGAUUGAGGUAUAUUAUGCGAGUAAUCUGACACGCGUGCUCCACACCAGGCGAACCCGGAAGC
Molecule: messenger RNA, 1051 nt
Organism: Fomitopsis serialis
Lineage: Eukaryota; Fungi; Basidiomycota; Agaricomycetes; Polyporales; Fomitopsidaceae
Product: Mov34-domain-containing protein
Exons: 6
Coding region: 51-974 (307 amino acids)
Biological process (GO): proteasome-mediated ubiquitin-dependent protein catabolic process; protein deubiquitination
Cellular component (GO): proteasome regulatory particle, lid subcomplex
Molecular function (GO): protein binding; proteasome binding; metallopeptidase activity
Source: RefSeq, a predicted model, not a curated record